This is a messenger RNA of Corylus avellana, 1604 nucleotides long. RefSeq names its product RNA-binding KH domain-containing protein. Gene Ontology annotation, cellular component: nucleus. The record is from RefSeq and is a predicted model, not a curated record. Gene Ontology annotation, biological process: regulation of mRNA splicing, via spliceosome. Gene Ontology annotation, molecular function: mRNA binding. Lineage: Eukaryota; Viridiplantae; Streptophyta; Magnoliopsida; Fagales; Betulaceae.
GUAUAAAUAAGGCACCGACGCAUAGGGUAGAGAUGAGAGCGUCUGGUCGGGACCGUCCCACCAGAGCUAGGCAGAGCCACAAAGAGAAGAGAAGCAACUGUACCACACCACAGGGAGAGUCGGAGGGAUCCGAUUGAAUCGAAUAGCAUCGAAUCCAUACAGAGAGAGACUCGGAGACAGAAGAAAUGGCAUCGACCGGUGGCGGAAGGUACAUGGCCUACUCGCCCUCGCCCUCUCCCUCCGCUCCACCUUCUCCUCAUCUAUCCGGGCUCCGUUCCGCCUCCUCCGUCGCCGCCGCCCUCGUCGACCAAGAAAAAUAUCUGUCGGAGCUACUGGCAGAGCGUCACAAGCUUACUCCCUUUCUGCCUGUGCUCCCACAUGCCUGUCGCUUGUUAAACCAGGAAUUAUUGCGUGUAACCACACUGUUGGGGAAUGCAUCAGUUUUAGGUCAAAGUGGGCUUGAACAUGCUAGCCCCCUGGCUUCUGGAGGAAUAUUUUCCAAUGGAGGUGCCGAUUUGAACGGAUGGCCAUCACGGUUCCAAUCAGAAAUGUCGGGUUUAUUACAGCCCUCAUCGGCACAAAACUGGCUGAGUUCUCAAGGUAGCUCAUCUGGUCUUAUAGCUAAAAGAACCAUGAGAGUGGAUAUCCCUGUCGAGAAAUACCCUAAUUACAACUUUGUUGGGCGUCUCCUUGGUCCUAGGGGAAACUCUCUUAAGCGAGUGGAAGCAAGUACUGAGUGCCGUGUUCUGAUCAGAGGGCGUGGUAGCAUUAAAGAUCCAACUAGGGAGGAGAUGAUGAGAGGAAAACCGGGGUAUGAACAUUUGAAUGGACCUCUCCAUAUUUUAGUUGAGGCAGAACUACCAGUUGAAAUAGUUGAUGCACGACUGAUGCAAGCACGUGAGAUACUUGAAGAUUUGCUGAAACCUAUGGAUGAAACCCAUGAUUUCUAUAAGAAACAACAGCUACGGGAGCUCGCAAUGCUCAAUGGUACACUUCGCGACGAGGGUUCUCCUAUGGCUGGUUCGGUUUCCCCCUUCCACAACAGCCUUGGUAUGAAGAGGGCCAAGACUAGGGGCUAAUGGACCCCCAUUCUUAGAGGGCUUUUGGAGCUUGUGCGUUAGUUUCUGGAAGUAAACAGCAGUUCCCAUUCUGCAGGUGUUGCAGUCCCAGCCAAUGCCUCCAACUGCCAUCGGGGCACUGGCACCAUUAUGUGCUAGUUCUAACUUGUUUCUAUAUGGAGUGUGUUUCUGUUAGGGGAAAGCUUAAUGACCGUGUCGCUUAGUAAAGGACCGUAUUGAGUGCAGGGGGUAUGCUUAUGUGUGUUGCAUUAGGCAGUUUGGUCUGGACAUUCCCCUUCCAAACCUGUCUUUGUUUAUUAGGUUAUAGUAUAUAUAUAAGCUUGUGAUGAAGUUUUGUUUGUGGUGAUGGGCGUCUCUGGUGAGAAUGUUAAGGUAUGGUUUGCAUACAAGUGAGGCAAACAAUGAUCUACCCUGUUGCUUGGUUUCUGGGUUGGAAUGUUUUGUAUUUAUCUAGUAUAGUACCUAGAUUUGAUGGAAAGCAUUCUUUGUUAUAUGCUAGUGGACGUUUUAGUAGCUUUUACUUCC